This is a messenger RNA of Varanus komodoensis (Komodo dragon), 1766 nucleotides long. It is a transcript of the gene HRG, whose product is annotated as histidine rich glycoprotein. Gene Ontology annotation, molecular function: zinc ion binding; cysteine-type endopeptidase inhibitor activity; serine-type endopeptidase inhibitor activity. NCBI's taxonomy places the organism in Eukaryota, Metazoa, Chordata, Lepidosauria, Squamata, Varanidae. The record is from RefSeq and is a predicted model, not a curated record. The transcript is spliced from 7 exons. Gene Ontology annotation, biological process: heme transport; negative regulation of fibrinolysis; regulation of platelet activation. The coding region runs from base 64 to 1665 and encodes 533 amino acids. Gene Ontology annotation, cellular component: extracellular region; blood microparticle; endolysosome.
GUGUGUCUCUGGAAGGGCUUUUCGGGAAGAAGCUCAUCAGGGCACAGGAGCAGUGCGGUGGGGAUGUCAGUGCCUCGCACAGUCCAAAUGGAACUGGUUUCUGCUGUUGUGUUUAUUACAGUCUUGCUCUGCUCUGCCCUUCAAAGCCAGUCCUCUGUGACUUCUGCAGACUGCAAUGAUGUAGAAAUAGAAAAAGAUGCAGAGUUUGCUCUCGACCUGAUCAAUAAACAUCGCAGCGACGGCUACAUUUUUUCCCUGUUACGUGUCGGUAAUGCUUACACUGAACGUGUGCACAAUACAUCCAUUGAAUAUUUAACUCUCGAUGUCCUGGAGACAGAAUGCCCUGUGUUAUCCAGGAAGCACUGGUCAACUUGUGGACAUCGGCAGUUCUACCCCAGCACGGACUUUGGGCAAUGCAAAACUGUCAUGUCCUUAGACCACUUUCAAAACAGAAAGAAGUUGCAUGGAUACAACUGCACUAUGAGCCCAGUGCCACCACACUUGUAUCCAUGCAAGGACUGUCCAGUAAAAGUAACAGUCUUACAAGAUACUGAAGAGUUUGCAGAAGCAGCCAAGAGGAUCCUUGGAAAAUAUAAGCAGGAGAGCAAUGAAACACGCAAUUUCAUGGUGGAAAAAGUCCAGAAAGUCUUUAGUGCGGUAGCUAGUCGUACUGUGUAUAUCAUUGAAUUUACCAUAAAGGAGGCUGUGUGCCCCUCUUCCGUUUCUCCAGCACAUGAGUCAGAAUGUGGGCCUUGCAGACGUGCGCACAUGGGAUUCUGUAGAGGAAAGGUGCUUAAAGAAGCAAAAGACCCUGAUGGUGUUGAAGUAGAGUCCUGUGAAAUCUAUAAUAUUCAUUAUGGCAGAGGUCCCUUCCACCAUCACCAUCACUUCCACCAUGAUUCAGGAGAACACCAUCAUCACUGCAACAUGUCUCACCAUGAAUGCAGAUUUCCACCAGCUGGACCAUCAUGGCAUCAUUAUCGUCAUCAUCAUCGCCAUCACCACUAUGGCUGUGGCCACUAUCAUAGGUAUAGACAUGGCCUGCGUUAUAGAUAUCCACCACCUCCUGACAAUCAUCGCGAUGGCCUCGCAGGUCCUGUAGGCCACCACAAUUCCUCUGAACAGGACGAAGAAGGAGAUCCUGACCUCGUCCCUCCCCCGGGACCUCAGUACCCUCCUCCACCCCCUGGUGGCCCACAUCAUCUUCCUCCUAGUAGAUACCCCUCACCUCCUGUUGGACCUCCUCCUCAUGGGCCACAUGGACACCCUCCUCCAAAGUUUCACAGAAAUGGUCACCACAGAGGACACCAUCGAGGCCACCAUCAUCACUGGUGCCACAAUACCACAAAAGGAAGAGAAGGAGACUCCUCAGAACAGCCUGAUUCUUUCAGGGAGCACGACUCUUUCUGUCACAACAAAGUUGGUAUGAUCUAUCAUAUUCCAGUUUUGAGUGAAAAUGACAUCCUUCAAGCUCCGGAGGCAAACUUCCUGAACCAUCCGGCUAUCUCACAUGGAAAGCUAAAUGAGUCCCUUUUUCCUGACACACAAGUACACAAGAAAUCAGUAAUUCAGCCUUUUCCAGAAGUUCCCUCAGAAUCAAAGUCAUGCCCAGGGAAGCCCAAAUCUGAGCUGCCACAAGGCAUUUUGUCUUUAUAUCCAUCAUAAUGUAGAAAUAAUGUGCAUUCCCUUUAAAUGAAAAUGUCUGUAAUACAGAAAUUUAUAAUUCCAUUAACUUUGGUGAUAUGGUAUAUUUCAUGUGAGCUGUC